Tripterygium wilfordii is the source of this 4072-nucleotide messenger RNA. RefSeq lists its product as uncharacterized. The record is from RefSeq and is a predicted model, not a curated record. Lineage: Eukaryota; Viridiplantae; Streptophyta; Magnoliopsida; Celastrales; Celastraceae. Gene Ontology annotation, biological process: signal transduction. Bases 255 to 3824 code for a protein of 1189 amino acids. The transcript is spliced from 11 exons.
CCAAACAUCAAACGCCAAACCAACCAAACCCCAAACCAAACUCUCUUCAUCAUCAUCUCUCUUCUAUCAACCCCCGAAGCAGUAGAAAAGCAGAGUCUUUUUCACUGCUUCCUUCAUAUUUCUCGGUUUCUGUAAUAAAUUUCUAACUUAUUCAAUCAAAUCAUUGAUUCUCUCUAUCGGAAUUUCACCAUCAUCACCAUCAUCGGUGUAUGUAAAUAUAUAUAUUUGUAGUCAGUCGUCGUUAUCGAUUGUUGAUGGAGUCGCCGGAGACGGGGAGGAUGGCCGGGGGAAUUGUGCUGGAUUUUCCGGUGAGGGAUUAUACGGCACCGAUAUCGGCGACGCCGUUGAGAGUACCAAAAAGGCUGCGGGAAAGGCUCGUGACGGAGUGUAAGACGCCGAGUACUGUAGAAGAAAUUGAGGCCAAGCUUCGGGACGCAGAUCUUCGUAGAGAGCAAUUUUAUAAGAAAGUGUCAAGCAAGGCGCGACCAAAGCCAAGAAGCCCUUCCCAGUCUUCAUCUCAUGAAGAAGAUCUCGGACAGCGCCUUGAAGCAAAGCUCCAAGCUGCUGAGCAGAAAAGGUUGAGUAUUCUAGCAAAGGCUCAAAAGCGCUUAGCUAGGCUGGAUGAGUUGCGGCAAGCAGCUAAAACAGGGGUUGAAAUGCGUUUCGAGAGGGAACGUCAGAAGCUUGGCACAAAAGUAGAAUCACGGGUCCAGCAGGCAGAGGCUAAUAGAAUGCUUAUCGUCAAGGCGUAUAGGCAAAGAAGAGCCACUCUAAAGGAGAGAUCAUCUCAGUCAUUAUUGCGAAGGGUUGCUCGGGAGAAUAGAUAUAAGGAGCGUGUGCGCACUGCAAUUCACCAGAAGCGUAUGGCUGCGGAGAAAAAACGAAUGGGAUUGCUGGAAGCAGAGAAGAAUAGAGCACAUGCUAGGGUGUUGCAGGUGCAGCAAGUAGCCAUGUCCAUCUCUCACCAACGCGAGAUUGAGAGGAGGAGGCUGAGGGACCAGUUGGAAGAUCGACUUCAAAGGGCAAAGCGACAUAGAGCAGAAUAUUUGAGGCAGAGAGGAAGGCAGCGAGGAAGGCAGCACAAUUAUGUUCGAGUAAACUGGAAUAGGUUGCACAAGCAGCAGGCUGAUCUACUUUCCAGAAAAUUAGCAAGGUGCUGGAGACGUUUCCUUAGGACUAGGAAAACUACCUUAGACCUGGCAAAAGCUUAUGAUGCCUUGAACAUAAAUGAGAAUCGUGUGAAGUCACUGCCUUUUGAGCAGCUUGCUCUACUGAUUGAAUCAACUGCUACUCUGCAAACUGUGAAAUCACUGCUGGAUAGGUUAGAUAGCCGUUUUAAGCUUGCAAAGGCUUCUACCUCUACCAAUCAUCUGACUGGAUUCGAUGACAUUGAUCACCUUCUAAGAAGAGUUGCCACACCUAAAAAGAGGACUGCUACGAGGACUUCCUUGAGGGGCAGAGAUCUAAAGAAAGCAUCUUCAGUCAGGGAGGGAACCAAAGGUCCUGCUACGUUGUCAAGGUAUCCGGUGAGAAUAGUUCUUUGUGCUUAUAUGAUAUUGGGUCAUCCAGAUGCAGUUUUCAGUGGUCAAGGAGAGCGUGAAAUUUCUUUAUCCAAAUCUGCAAAAGAAUUUGUCCGAGAGUUUGAGUUGUUGUUAAAGAUAAUAUUAGAGGGACCCAUACAGAGUUUUGAUGAGGAAUCUGACACCACCACAUCACAGAAACGUUGGACCUUCAGGUCUCAGCUUGCAACUUUUGACAGAGCGUGGUCUUCUUACUUAAAUUGUUUUGUAGUGUGGAAAGUUAGGGAUGCUCAGUCCUUGGAGGAGGAUUUAGUUAGAGCAGCUUGCCAGCUUGAGCUCUCAAUGAUUCAAAAAUGCAAGCUUACUGCAGAAGGGAAUAAUGAUUCUCUUACACAUGAUUUGAAGGCCAUCCAGAAGCAGGUUACAGAAGAUCAAAAACUUAUUAGGGAGAAGGUAAAGCACCUGAGUGGAGAUGCUGGGAUUGAGCGUAUGGAAUGUGCUUUAUCAGAGACACGAUCUAAAUACUUUGAGGCGAAGGAAAAUGGAAGUCCUGUAGGGUCACCAAUAUUGUCCUCUUUGUAUCCAGGCUCACCUAGUACUAGUAUUCCUGCUGGCAUGUCUUCUGCUUCUUCCUCAGACAGACAAAGUAAUGUGAUUGUGGGCACUGAGAAGCCAAGCCGUGUUGUUUGCUCCUUGUUUAGGGAAGAUAAUUCAUCAUCAUCUGAGAAUUUUGGUUCUUUCUCACCAAGGAACAGCUACUUAGACAGUCAGCUGUAUGCUGAGAAUGAAGUAAUUGUUAAUGAAUUUCUACACGACCAGCGCCGAGCUGUUUUGGAUGGUGUCAAUGAUUCUCAUGAAGAUCAAAACGGUAUAAAGUCGAAGAUCAGAGAGACAAUGGAGAAGGCUUUCUGGGAUGGCAUCAUAGAAUCCAUGAAGCAGGAUAAACCCAACUAUGACCGGGUUGUUCAACUCAUGAGGGAGGUAAGGGAUGAAAUUUGCGAGAUGGCGCCCCAGAGCUGGAAACAAGAUAUUGUUGAAGCUAUUGAUUUAGAAGUUCUUUCCCAGAUUCUUAAAUCAGGUAACUUGGACAUCCAUUACCUUGGAAAGAUUCUAGAGUAUGCGAUGACCACUCUGCAGAAGCUUUCCUCUCCAGCCAGUGAUGAUGAAAUGAAGGCUACUCAACAGAAUUUGUUGAAGGAGUUAACUGAAAUCUGUCAAGACAGUGAUGGGUCAAAGUUUUCUCUUGUCACUGCAAUGAUCAAGGGUUUGCGCUUUGUCCUGGAGCAGAUUCAGACAUUAAAGAGAGAGAUAAGCAAAGCACGGAUAAGAAUGAUGGUGCCUUUGUUGAAGGGGCCAGCUGGUUUUGAUUAUCUCAGAGAAGCUUUUGCCAACUGUUAUGGAUCUCCUGAUGAUGCCCGCACAUCUCUGCCGAUGACAUUGCAGUGGCUUUCAUCUGUGUGGCCUUGUAAAGAUCAGGAGUGGAUAGAACACUCGAAUUUUCUCUCACCUUUGCUUCGACCCAACAGUUCAUCUCAGGGUUUUGUUCCUUCGACCAUCCUUAGAACAGGAGGAAACUUUAUGGUUAAGACGAACCAAAGUGAAAUGGAUACUUUUGUGUCUGCUACUGGAAAUGCUCCAGGCCAUCAACUACCAGAAUGCAGUGGAGAAAGAGUUGAUUUGUUGGUGAGACUUGGUUUGUUGAAGCUGGUGAGCGGGAUUGAUGGUCUGAUGCAAGAAGUUCUGCCUGAAACUCUCAAACUUAAUUUUGCUAGAUUGAGAGCAGCUCAGGCUCAGAUGCAAAAGAAUAUUGUAAUUUCUACCAGCAUUCUUGUUUGUCAACAAACGCUUCUGACCGAGCAAGUAGUUUCCAACGCAACAGACAUGGGAAGCAUUCUCUCGAAGUGCACUGAACAAGUUGUAGAGCUCUUAGAUCGCAAUGAGGAUGUAAGCAUUGAAGAAAUUGUUGAAGCUAUGAGUGGGUUCACGAAAAAUUUCGAGGUGAUAGAUUCAGAAAAGCUUCAAACGAGGAAACUAGUCAUGACGAGGAUGUUAGCGAAGAGCUUGCAAACUGGGGAUCCUGUGUUUGAGAAGGUGUCCCGCGCAGUUUAUCUGGCUGCAAGGGGAGUUGUCCUUGGUGGUAAUGGCCCUAAAGGUAAAAAAUUAGCUGAGAUGGCGUUGCGGCAGGUCGGAGCUGUUGCCCUGACUGAAAGGGUGGUGGAAGUCGCUGAAGUGGUGGGUGUGGCGGCAUCUGUAUCUGUUUGUGUUCAUGGGGCCUGGUACCGGAAGCUGAGUGAAAGCUUGUGAUGGACUUUGUGUGCAUUUGUUAAAUAGCAAACUAAUAAGACACAGUUGUACAUAGUAGGUGUGUGUAAAGGUCUGUAAUGUGGUGUGUGUAGGUGGAAUAAUGUCAUGUAUCUUGUACAAUUCUUUGCAAACAGACGAGAUGUAAAUAACAUUUGAACUGUAUUGGUGGAAGGUCCUUCGUCCGGAUUGAUACCCCUAUUUGUAUGUUCUGUACAGAAAUUUCAGAGUCCACGGACCGAGUUCCAAAA